Molecule: messenger RNA, 2469 nt
Organism: Vespula vulgaris
Lineage: Eukaryota; Metazoa; Arthropoda; Insecta; Hymenoptera; Vespidae
Gene: GABPI
Product: palmitoyltransferase ZDHHC23-B
Exons: 4
Coding region: 504-1409 (301 amino acids)
Biological process (GO): protein targeting to membrane; peptidyl-L-cysteine S-palmitoylation
Cellular component (GO): Golgi apparatus; endoplasmic reticulum
Molecular function (GO): protein-cysteine S-palmitoyltransferase activity
Source: RefSeq, a predicted model, not a curated record
CGUAGGAAUCACAAGCAGCGAACUCUUGCAAAUUCGGAUCUUCUUCCAGGAUCUCUUCUUGAGCUGCAGUCUCGAAUCGAUCGACGUCAACCUAAAAAGAUAAUGGAAUCCACGGUGUAAUAGGAAUUCUUGCAGAAAGAUAAGCUUGACUGUGAGCUUCAUGACUUAUAAUAACACAAAGAGAAACACAUCUUGUCUUUCGGAGAUCUAGAUAGUGGUUAUGUACAUGAUAAUGAAAAUAAAGGGGUAUGUCUAUCUCUAGAGCUGCGCAGUUGUAAGCAAAGUGCUUUCAUCCCAUGGUUUUCACGUCGAUCGAUUCUCUUAUUAUUCUCAGUAGAAUCGUAUCAUACUAUUUCCAAAGUAUUAAUAUUACUAAUAAUAUAUUCGUGAAAUAUAUUUUUAUGUACCAUGAAAAGAAAUUAAAAAUUUUAAAUUUGGAAUACUACUUAAGUACCGAUGCAAUAGAAGAAGUACGUAACCUUUAAUUGUAAAAAAGCGUACGUAUGCGAGGGAGUUCCUUAAUCGUUACACAAACUAUGGCUGUUUGGGAGCGAAUGCGAAAACAUUGUGGAUGGAGAAGAAGUGCUAAACAAAUAUCUCUUGAUGCUAUAAUACCGCUUUUUAUGAUACCUCUUUUGGCAGUAAUCGCCGCCCAAUCAGUUUUUUGUACCAUCCUAAUAUUUCUUUCUACACCACUUUUGAUUUAUUAUUUGCAUCAUAAUUUCUUGAGAUUUCUCUUAAGAACAAAAUUCUUUCUUAUGUGGACGAUCACGAGUGUGUUGAUGCUGAUGUUAGUUUUUGAAGUCAAUAUUGUGCCAUUACUUGAGAUUUUACCAGAAGAAAAUUUAUUCUUCAUAAUAUGCGUUGUUGGAGGCAUAUAUUGUGCCUCUAAGACAAAACUGAGUGCAGAUCAUGUUGGUCAGGAAGGUGUUAUAGAACAAAGUUUAGAGCUUGGAGAAGGAAGCGAAGAGCAAUGUGUAAUUUGUAGAAGAAAAACAUCACCGCAAGCUUAUCACUGCCGAGUGUGUCAAACAUGUAUACUUAACAGAGAGUAUCAUUCUAAAUGGUUGGACUGUUGCAUCGGUUCCAGUAACUUACGAUGGUAUAUAGCAUGCUUGUCAUUUUCAACAACAGCUUUUAUUUAUGGCUCUAAUCUGACUAUGACAAGCGUUUGCCAUCCUUUUAUUUUAAUUGGUACAAUGCUUUUACCGGAUGAUUGCAGUGAUGUUUAUCAUCAAUUAGACAUCGCUGUCUGCUUCAUCUCAGCACUCUACAGUCUAAUAGUUGGCAUAAUAAUAUUCUGUUAUUUAAUACGUCAUUUGUGGUUAAUUUAUCUUGAAAUAACAUUGGACGAACAUUAUUUAUAUAGAAAUCAAUAUGAUCACGAAACCUUAAAAAAUGUGUCUUGAUUAUUUUGUUGCAAAUUUUAGAUACGAAUAUAGAUAGUCUAGGAUAUUGUAUUUACUUUGUACAAAGUAUUACUAUUUUAUUUGUUGUCAAGAAAAUAAAAUGAUCAUAUCAAACUAUGAUCGUCAGGUCAGAUACUUGAAAUACAGCAGAUUUUUUUCAAUAUUAUUUAUUUAUUCGUGUUUCUUUUUUGUAUUUUUCGAUGUCUUUUUAUUAUGAUACUUUAGUAAGAUAAGUUUUCUCAUUGAAUAAUAUUAUAUUCGAUGUAUAUAUGUGUCAUAAAUCAUGUUAUAUACUUAUAGGAUUUACAUAUAUCAUGCUUGAUAAUGGUAUAUUGUAUUAUGAGUGUACCAGCCAUAAAUCAAAUAUCUGGUAUUAUGUCAGAACAUUACUAUGUUUAGUAUUUAUAUAUUUAUUGUAACUGUGAUAAAGAAAUUAUUAUGUGGUAAUUACUUAUUUCUUUUUUUAAACGAAAUAUAAAGUCAAAAGUAUGUAAUUUAUAUAAAACCUAUGAACUUUAUAUUGUAUAAAAGUGAUUAUUCUAUCUGCAAAACUAUCGUAUCAUUAACGUAUAGAAAACAGUAAACAUAUUGUUUAUGAUAAAAGAAUGUGAAAUACCACAUAUAAGAUAAUUCAUAAAUAUUAUUUUUAGUUUUUGAUUAGUUAAAUGAUUAUUUUAAUCCUCUAGUGCUACUCCUCUCUCCUUAGGAUCAAAAUCAGGAACUAUUUUUUGUACUAUUUCUCUCCACUUGUUCCUUUGUUUUUCACUUUCUUUAAUCAUUUCAGCUAUUGUAGGAUAAUCUCUCCAUUUGUUAAAGUACUUAUUCAUAAGUUUACUAUCAUAAUGUUCCUGUGCCAUUUGUACAUUUUUUAAAUAUUCUAAUUUUAGUUCAUUAACAAUUGAUCUUAGUGCAAGGAAACAUUUUUCUUGCAGUUUCAUAUCAUAGAAAUCUUUGGCAACUUGGUGUUUUGUACUUUGUUCUUUUACCAUAUUCGUCCAAUGUUUAAAUGUGUACCAUAAUAAAUUCCUAUCAUAUAAGGAAAUGGCAAGUUCAAGUUUAA